CUGCGGAAGUGUUCGAAUGUGCCAUUGCGCGAGAUUAGCGCGAGCUCCACGCUGCAUGAACUGAUCUACAGGCCUCUGCACGCGGCAUGUGAUGGAGUGGCUGCCAGAUGAACAAGGGCUCCAGCAGGUGCUUCAGCUCCUGAGAGACUCACAGUCUCCUAACACAGCCACACAGAGAGCUGUACAGCAGAAACUAGAGGAGCUGAACCAAUUUCCUGACUUCAACAAUUAUCUCAUCUUCGUCCUGACAAGGCUGAAAACUGAAGAUGAGCCGACUCGAUCUCUCAGCGGUUUGAUACUGAAGAAUAAUGUGAAGGCCCACUAUCAGAACUUCCCUCCCGCUGUCGCACACUUCAUCAGGCAGGAAUGUUUAAACAACAUCGGGGACCCUUCCCCGCUCAUCCGAGCUACUAUCGGCAUCCUUAUCACAACGAUUUCCACCAAAGGCGAGCUGCAGACAUGGCCGGAGUUACUGCCUCAGCUCUGCAACAUGCUCAACUCUGACGACUACAACACCUGCGAGGGUUCAUUUGGAGCUUUGCAGAAGAUCUGUGAGGACUCGUCUGAGCUGCUGGAUAGUGAUGCUCUGAACCAACCCCUCAACAUCAUGAUUCCCAAAUUCCUGCAGUUCUUCAAGCACUGCAGCCCCAAGAUCAGAUCUCAUGCCAUUGCCUGUGUGAACCAGUUUAUCAUUGGAAGAGCCCAAGCCCUGAUGGACAACAUUGACCUUUUUAUUGAGAGUCUGUUUGUGCUGGCUACAGAUGAAGACUCUGAGGUGAGGAAGAACGUCUGCAGGGCUCUGGUCAUGCUGCUUGAGGUGCGAGUCGACCGGCUCAUCCCACACAUGCAGAGCAUCGUAGAGUACAUGCUGCAGCGCACACAGGACCCGGAUGACAACGUGGCCCUGGAGGCCUGUGAGUUCUGGCUUACAUUGGCUGAGCAGCCCAUCUGUAAAGACGCCCUGUCUGGACACCUUGCACAGCUGGUUCCUGUUCUGGUGAAUGGGAUGAAAUACUCUGAGAUCGACAUAAUUUUGCUAAAGGGAGACGUGGAGGAGGAUGAGGCUGUGCCCGACAACGAGCAGGACAUCAAGCCACGCUUUCACAAGUCUCGUACGGUCACCCUUCAUCAUGAGGGAGAUGAGGGGGAGGAAGGAGAGGACAGCGGAGAUGAAGAUGACGACGACAGUCUGUCUGACUGGAAUCUACGCAAGUGUUCAGCUGCUGCCCUUGAUGUGUUGGCCAAUGUGUUUCGUGAUGAGUUGUUGCCUCAUCUGCUUCCUAUGCUGAAGGAUCUGCUCUUCCACCCGGACUGGAUCGUGAAAGAAUCUGGCAUUUUGGUGCUGGGAGCCAUUGCUGAAGGCUGUAUGCAGGAUAUGGUGCAGUACCUGCCUGAUUUGGUUCCUCACCUUAUCCAGGGUCUGUGUGAUAAGAAAGCUCUGGUUCGAUCCAUCGCCUGCUGGACUCUGAGCCGUUAUGCGCAUUGGGUGGUCAGCCAGCCGUCUGACUCCUACCUCAAACCCCUGAUGACUGAGCUGCUCAAACGCAUCCUUGACAGCAACAAGAGGGUGCAAGAGGCUGCCUGCAGUGCAUUUGCGACUCUAGAAGAGGAGGCCUGCACAGAACUGGUUCCCUACUUGAGCUUCAUUCUGGACACACUGGUUUUUGCCUUUGGCAAGUACCAGCACAAGAACUUGUUGAUUCUCUACGAUGCCAUCGGAACGCUUGCAGACUCAGUUGGGCAUCACCUUAACCAGCCAGAAUACAUCCAAAAGCUCAUGCCACCACUUAUUCAGAAAUGGAAUGAUUUGAAAGAUGAAGACAAAGAUCUAUUCCCCUUAUUGGAGUGUCUGUCUUCAGUGGCCACAGCUCUGCAAAGCGGAUUCUUGCCCUACUGUGAACCUGUCUACCAACGCUGUGUCACUCUGGUCCAGAAGAACCUUGCCCAAUCCAUGAUGUAUAACCAGCAGCCUGACCAGUACGAGUCCCCUGAUAAAGACUUCAUGAUUGUGGCACUUGAUCUGCUCAGCGGUCUGGCUGAGGGUCUCGGGGGUCACUUAGAACAACUGGUCGCCCGCAGCAACAUCAUGACCCUGCUCUUCCAGUGUAUGCAGGACACCAUGCCAGAAGUGAGACAGAGUUCCUUUGCACUCCUGGGAGACCUGACUAAGGCCUGCUUCCCUCAUGUGAAGCCCUGCAUCUCUGAAUUCAUGCCUGUCCUUGGACUCAAUCUCAACCCGGAGUUUAUAUCCGUUUGCAACAAUGCCACAUGGGCCAUUGGGGAGAUAGCUAUACAGAUGGGUACGGACAUGCAGCCAUUUGUGGCCUUGGUUCUCAAUAACCUUGUAGAGAUCAUCAACCGGCCUAAUACACCCAAGACCCUGCUGGAGAAUACGGCCAUUACCAUUGGUCGGCUGGGCUAUGUGUGUCCACAGGAAGUUGCGCCCAUGUUGCCGCAAUUUAUUCGUCCUUGGUGCACGUCACUUAGAAACAUUCGAGACAAUGAAGAGAAGGACUCCGCCUUCAGGGGCAUUUGCAUGAUGAUUGGGAUAAAUCCUGGAGGAGUGGUGCAGGACUUUAUCUUUUUCUGUGAUGCUGUGGCCUCCUGGGUUACUCCUAAAGAUGAUCUAAGAGACAUGUUUUACAAGAUUCUGCACGGCUUCAAGGAUCAGGUAGGGGAGGAUAACUGGCAGCAGUUCUCAGAACAGUUUCCCCCACAGCUGAAGGAGAGACUCACUGCCUGCUAUGGCGUGUAGAUUCCACACCUGCUGGCAUAGGAUGCAUCUAUUAGGUUAAAUCUACUGGAGGGUUUCUGGGGAACUCGGGGGGCCGACCUGCUGUUAGAGGGCAAAAGGCUUGAUUGUGUGUGAUCUGGAUUGGCUCCCCUUCCUGUGUCUCUGUAUAAGGGAGUUAAUGUGAAAUCAACAUUUUUGCUGUCUCUGAUUGGCUUCUCACUUGCUAAGAAUGGGAAUGAAACCAGAAGCUCAGGGAUUUUGAUUGGGAGGGAGGGAACGUUCAGGCAAAAUUCACCAGCUGCUUAUUUGAGGAGUGAAUAAAACAAUGCCAGCUACUAGUCCAGCCUUAGCAAAGCCAGGCUUAUCAGGUAGAUGCUAAGGAAGGCUGUGCCUGAACGAAAUACUGAAUGUUAUAUCUUAAAGGAUAGUUCACCCAAAAACGAAAAUGGUUUACAUCUAAUACUGUUGUUGCUCCAAACACACUUUUCCAUAUUAGAGGAGGAAAUGGUGAUUUACAUCUGACAAUGUGUUAUUUUCAUUUUUGGGUGCACAAUAACUUUAAAAGUUAAGAGUGAGACUGGUAAUUAAUUAACUAGUUUUAACCACAUAUGGGGUCGGCUAAUGACAAAGCAUGUGCUUAUUAUGAAGAAGGAGAUGACCUUUAAUUUCACAGCUAUUCCCAGUAGUAACUUUAGUACAUUAUCAGUCUUUUUUCUGUAUUUCCUGCCUGCUUGGUUAAAACAAAAACAACAACAACAAAAAAAACUUCAUUUUAGUGAGGGUUUUUUCAGUCCUUGAACAAUCUCUCUUGCUUUUCUCUCUCUAACCCCCCCGCCCCAACCCCCACCCCCAGUCCAGUUUAUUGAUCACAAUUAUACUGUAAUCGGUUAUAUAAACACAAAUAUAAUUUUUUAUGAUUCAUUCAACGGUUCAAACAGGUGCCAAUUUGUUUAUUUUCUCUGCUGAACUAAAACACGCAUAGCAAGGAGGGUAAUGAGCUUUAGUUUAUAAAGUCACAAGUAAUACUUUUUCGAUUUUAUUUUUAACAAUGAUUCCUUUUUUAGUGUCACUUGCAAAGGUUGAUCUAAAACCACCUCCAAGAAUUUACUGUAGACAAGGAACGAUUGCAUCCUCUGCUUUUUAAAUGUAUAGUAGGAAAAUAAUUGAUAGUGAUGAAGCUUAAACUUUAGUUACAGGUUUUAGUUGGAUGCACUUUCUAAUAACAGUAAGUUCCCCACCUCAAUGAUGGGAAUUUAAGUUAUGAAAGUAACAUUUUUGUGAACUGAAUGUGAGACUUGUGUAAGAAUAAUCUAAUCAAUUAAGUAUCACAUGCAAGCGAUGCAAGUUUGAAUAAAAGACGGCCAGCCAGCCUUUAUUAUAGCAUGUUAUAAAGGUUCUUCACAGCAUACAGUCAUAUUUUAAGACCGAUUGUGGAAAAACAUAUAGGCAGUGCAAUACAAUUGGAUGUGUUAUUCAAAUUGCUGAUACUGUUUGGAAUUUAUCUCCCAUGAUUUAUACAUGCGUAUAUAUAUACAUACAUACACACUUGUGUUUGAUACAUAAAAGCUCUUGUUUUGGUUUUAAAGCAAUAUCCACAUUUGUCUGUACAAGAGGAGAGUUGCUAACAACUGCAUCUUAAGGUUUCUCCUCUCAAUAUUAAACACUAGCUCUGACAAUCUUAACUUUUCAAUUCUUACGUCUUUGUAAGCUGUUCCUCCCUUUGGGGUUUAGUUUUUGUCAAAUUAAGUUGAGGAUAUAAUAAAUUAAUACAUUAAUGUGAGGUGGGCAAAUUAUUGUUAUAUUUGAAAUCAUGCUGUCGAGGAUUUUGAAUGAAUUAACUGAAAUUAGCUAAAUAGAAGUCAUAUUCUGAAUAGUGAAUGCACUGCUGCAUUCGCUCCUGUUAUUCUAAUUACCAUAUGCUGCCAAGCAGACCUGUUUUGCAUUCAUUUCAUUUUUUUAAUUUGUUUUAUUUAAUGCAUUUUAAGUUGAAAGUUUUUGUUUUACACAUGCUUUUUCAUAUAUUUUGUGCAUGCAUGCACAAAGGUUUUUUUUAGACUUUAAAAGUUUUUUUCUUUUCUUUUUGUUUAAAGAAUUUUAUUUUGUUUUAUUCAGACAGUUUAACCAUGUGGAAUGGAGAAAUGUCUUUGGCUUAUGAUUUUUAGAAAGUCUGCUGAAGCAUUGAUUUGUGUUUUCCCUUCACCCUUCUUAAAUUGGUUGACUUGUUUUUCCACUAAUCACCUAUUUUUACUCUUUGAAUGGGGGAAAUAAAUGUUUUCUGUCAAAAUAAAGCGGAGUUGCUUCUGUUUUUCUUGUUGGCACAUGAUCAAAUCUAUUUAUUAAACCACAGGAUUGUAGUUAUGUGUUGGUGUGGUAUGCAUUAAAGAAACUAUUGCAUGUAAUAUAAUAUUGUCACAUCAAAACCCACAUUGAAUCUGCUUGACAAUCAACUAAACUAAUCAUGUUUUAAUUACAGUUUAGACAUUGUUGUGCACCCAGACUUUUAAAAGUAGUAAUUUUUUGUUUAACCAUGUUCAAUAUGUAAAGUUGAUUCUUAAAGAUAAUUGGAGAAUAUGAUAUGACCCAUGAUGUAACACUACUAUUGCUACAGUAAUAUACAGCAAAAAACAUUCAAA
Molecule: messenger RNA, 5367 nt
Organism: Xyrauchen texanus (razorback sucker)
Lineage: Eukaryota; Metazoa; Chordata; Actinopteri; Cypriniformes; Catostomidae
Product: transportin-2-like
Exons: 25
Coding region: 92-2755 (887 amino acids)
Biological process (GO): protein import into nucleus
Cellular component (GO): cytoplasm; nucleus
Molecular function (GO): small GTPase binding; nuclear import signal receptor activity
Source: RefSeq, a predicted model, not a curated record